Molecule: messenger RNA, 1148 nt
Organism: Pelagomonas calceolata
Lineage: Eukaryota; Pelagophyceae; Pelagomonadales; Pelagomonadaceae
Source: the annotation of a GenBank genome assembly
CUCUGGACAGCCGCACAGAGUGUUUUGCCGCCCCCAGCCGGCCGGAGAGCAAACUUGCUCUGGCUAAGCUGGCAGGCUGAAAAGAGCACCGGAGAACCACAGGGCUCGCUCAGUGCUAACAGAGGACAAGCCUGAACGUCCCAUAAACUUUCCUCGAAUUAUGGCGACAGUACGGCUGCUAACCAUGCUGCCACUCUGGUGGAGCCUCUGCGUAAGCAGUGCGCUCACGCCGGUACGGCUGCGAACGCUGCCACUCUGGUGGAGCCUGUACAUAAGCAAUGCGCUCACGCCGCAAGCCCUUCUCGCCGAAUGGCAAGCGGCGAGGAUCAAGUCGCUGGACGUCGACGCCUCGCGCUACCACGCGCAAGUCCUUUUCGUGGACGACGACAACGCGCGCGCGCGCAUGGCCGAGAGCUGCGCGGACGCGCUGGCCCAUUGGGCAGAUGCGGGAUGGUGGAUCUAUCCACAUUCCUGCAGCCUCACAGAGGACCAGGCGCUCAUCGAGAACCCGCGCCAAGAGGCAAUUCUCACAUCUCUCGGGUUCGACGGCACGCGGGUCACCGCCGCCGGCGCGGCGCUCGCGAAGGAGGACCUGGACGCGUACGACCUUGUUAUUUGCGCCGACGCGGCCGUCCGCGACGCGGUCCUGGCCCUCGGCGAAGAGAGCUACGAGACGUCCGUGCGUCUCCUCGCUGAUUUUGCGACGGUCGCGGACGCGCGGUCGCGGGCGCUCUUCGACGGCCUGGAUGUCGCCCUCGCGGAGCGCGCGCGCUCACGUCAGGACGGUGGCGAACUUGUGGUUGAGGGAGCCGACGCGCAGAGCGACCGCGACGGCUUCGACGCCCUGCUGGAAUCGACGCUCGUUCUGACCGCGGCGCUCGUCGUGUUCCUCAAAGAUUCGUUCGACGCUUCAUUCACCGACAGCUUCAACGGCUUGUUGCGCACCCAUUUCUACGACGAGCGCCACGUCGACGCACGGUGGGCGGACGCCGAGCCGGCGCUGCGCCGCCACAUCGUCACCGGGGCGCUCGACCCACGCGAGCGCGAGCGCCUCUUCGACGCCCACAUGACCGGGCUUCGGCAAAGGCUUAGCGGCGACGGCGUUUCGUCGUGAUGUGUGAUAUCUGUCCUAAAGUAUGUGUGAUUCA